This is a messenger RNA of Sarcophilus harrisii (Tasmanian devil), 5253 nucleotides long. It is a transcript of the gene SENP5, whose product is annotated as SUMO specific peptidase 5. Gene Ontology annotation, biological process: protein desumoylation. Gene Ontology annotation, molecular function: deSUMOylase activity. Lineage: Eukaryota; Metazoa; Chordata; Mammalia; Dasyuromorphia; Dasyuridae. The coding region runs from base 156 to 2321 and encodes 721 amino acids. Gene Ontology annotation, cellular component: nucleus. The transcript has 10 exons. The record is from RefSeq and is a predicted model, not a curated record.
GGGGCGGGCGGGGGGGCGAGCCCACGUGACCCCGGCGCCGGGAUGCUCUUAGGGCCGCCUGGGCCGGGACGGAGCCGGGCCCUGGGACUGGCAUCGGGACGCGUCGCGAGCGGGACCCGCAGCUUUGUGCCCGGGCCCCAUAAUGCCCCAGAACAAUGAAAGGCCAGCGAAGAACUCUGCUCAGCAAACAGGGCCGCCUGCCAGCCUUCUCGGAGAAGUGGGCGUCCGGCUUCGAGGGCCUUAACAGGUCCUGCCUCCUCCAUGCCAAGCAGGAGAGCCGCAGCACCUGGCAUAGGCUCUACCGCUCCCUCCAGCGCCGCCGGCAGGCCCUCUGGCUCCAGAGGAAGCGGGCCCACCACACUCUCCUGGCCGCCAGGACCUGCGCCGCCCUGGCCGCUCCUCAGGGCCUGCCGGGCCCCGUCAGCCCCCACGCCCGGGGGCCCCCCGUGGGGAGCCUGCCCGCCCCCGUCGAGAGCCCCGCCCAGGAAUGCCGGCCGGAGGAGGAGCUCCGCAAGGCGGCCGCCGGCCUGCCAGUGGGCAGUGUGCUGGGGGCGGCCAAUGGCUGCAAGCAGAGGACGGACCCCCAGGAUCCCAGCGGGCUCAGGACGGCCGGCGGGGAGGGCCGGGCAGAGACCGGCCCCUCCUUAGUCACCCUGAGGAGCCGGAAGGGAAAUGGUUGUUGCUGCCGCUGCCUCCCGGGGCUGGACUCGCACAGGAUGGAGCCAGAGCGGCCGUCCCUGAUCGCGGGGAGGCCCCAGGCCGGCCCGCGCAGGCCCAGGAGGGUGUCCCUGCUCCGGCUGUAUAAGAAACUGUCCAUGAUCAGGUUCCGCUACCGGAUCCUGAGGUCGCCCCGGUUCAGGACGAGGAGCAGAACGUGCAAGCUCCGCCAGGGCCGGCACCGCAGCUGGGUGCAGAAGGUCGCCAGGGACCGUCAGCAGCAGCCCCCGGAGGGCUGCGUGGGGGGCACCCGGAGUUCCCUCCCUCUCUCGGGACCCAACAGCCCCUCUCUGCUCCCUCCGGCCCCCUUCCCAGAGAUGGACUGCAGCGGCCCUGCCGGAGAGGGCCCGGAGCCCUGUGGGGGCCAGCCGGACGGCAGCCCGGCCCAGGCGUGGGACCCGGUGCUUGGCAUCGCGCUGACCGGGGACGGCCUCUUGCUGGAGCAGCUCCCGGAGGACCUUCUCAGCUCAGAAACCGAACCAGAAACCGUCAUCGUGGGCUUGGAGGAUCAGGCGAGGGACGGCGGGGGGGAUGAGGAGAAGCCGCCCCUGCCUGACCAGCCGGAGGAGGCCAACGGGAGCGGGCCCGAGGCCCCGGCGGAGGAGCCUGCGUCCCCAAGGGCCGGGCAGGACCUAGGGGUCCCGGACCCCAUGGAGCCGGAGGCUCCCCGCCCCCGCAGCAUCUUCAGUGCCAAGUUACUGGACCACCCGUACUGUAAGAACCCCCUGGAGGCUCCCUCGCAGCCCACGGGCCUCAAGGGGGGGCGGCAGGUGGGAGGUGGAAAGAGCGCCCAGAAGACGUCUCCCGUGAAGGAUGAAGAGCUGUCCUCCUGCCUCUGUGGGUUCCUGGAUGAGGUGAUGAAGAAAUAUGGCAGCUUGGUCCCCCUUUGUGAGAAAGACGUUCUCGGGAGACUAAAAGAGGUCUUCAAUGAAGACUUUUCCAAUAGAAAGCCGUUCAUCAACCGGGAGAUUACAAAUUACCGGGCCCGACACCCCAAGUCCGCCACCUGCAACUUCCGGGUGUUCUACAACAGGCACAUGCUGGACAUGGACGACCUGGCCACACUGGACGGGCAGAACUGGCUGAACGACCAGGUCAUCAACAUGUAUGGUGAGCUGAUAAUGGACGCUGUUCCAGACAAGGUUCACUUCUUCAACAGCUUUUUCCACAGACAGCUGGUAACCAAAGGAUACAACGGCGUCAAGAGGUGGACCAAGAAGGUGGACCUGUUCAAGAAGAGCCUCCUCCUGAUCCCCAUCCACCUGGAGGUGCACUGGUCCCUCAUCACCGUGACGCUCUCCAACCGAAUCAUCUCCUUCUACGACUCCCAGGGCAUCCACUUUAAGUUCUGUGUGGAGAACAUACGGAAGUAUUUGCUGACGGAAGCGAGAGAAAAGAAUCGGCCCGAGUUUCUGCAGGGCUGGCAGACGGCUGUGACUAAGUGCAUUCCACAACAGAAAAACGACAGCGACUGUGGAGUCUUUGUGCUCCAGUACUGCAAGUGCCUGGCCUUCGAGCGACCCUUCCAGUUCUCCCAAGAAGACAUGCCGCGCGUCCGGAGAAGGAUUUACAAGGAGCUCUGCGAGCGCCGGCUCUUGGACUGAGGCGGAGCCCGGAGCCCCGACGCCCCUCGGCGUACCUCACCCCGGCCCUCCUCCCUGGCUUGUCUCCUCCACCACCGUGUAACGUCCCCUCACGUCCUGUUUUGUCCCUCACUGUGUGGAUUUCCUUCUCGUAUUUAAUAUUUAUUAUGAGCGCAUGCCCAUCGACCAAGCAUGCGGUGCUGAGUAUUAAAAACAAAGCCAAGGCGGGCUCGCCAUUCAGCCGCGCCCAGCCAACUUGGCCCGAGGAAGCCAGCCCACGUGCUAACGGGCAGGCUCAGAACCUACAGAUGUGGGGUCUGUGUUUAGAUCCCGUCCGCUCAGGACCGUCCGGCUGCCGAGGAGUCCUAGAGUCCUCCCCCUCCGGCCUUGCCCCUGCCUUGGGGAACAGCUCUCUCGAGGUUCCCUCAGCGUCACCGAGGGUCAGACUGAGCCACAUGUGGGGAGCUUCUGUCCUCGGAGGGUUUGUCACCGCAUGUGCCCUUGUCUCUUUGUGAUAAAAACGAGACCUCGGACCCCCGGAGGACAGAUGGGCGGGGACGGUGAGCGCAGCUGAUGCUAGGGAGCCCUGCCCACUCGGGGCAUCGAGAGACUUCCGUCCAGAGGAAGUGGCAGCAGAUGUCUCUGUCCCUUUUUGCUUCCCGUUUUUACAUUUGAGAAGCAGGAGCGCCCUGUCCGAGUCGCCCCUCGCCUUAUGUCACCUGCCCGCUGUGCCCGUGGGGAGAGGAAGGCGGCGAAUGAGGAUCACUGUCUGUCUUGGCACUUUGGGAGCCUCGUUCUGAGCUCUGGACAGGGAGGCUCUCCUGGGAAGCAUCCGGACUCUGGCCUGAGCUGGCCUGAAGAGCACUCAGUCCAGGUUUUCUUUCUGGACUGUUGGCCCCAAGCGGACGUGCCACGGGCCCAAGAGGGCCAGGAGCUCCACUUCUGGCCUUUCUCAUUCACUCCCUCCCUGCCCUGUUUGUUAGGUAACCCUCUCCCUCCCCCCGGUUUCCCAGGCCUGACCCCCCACCUCAGCAAAGAGAAGUUACCCCAUCUUUGGACGUGGAAAAAAGCAGAUCUCGCAUCUGGAAUCUGGCUCUCCUCCUAACACGUGUCUUUACAUGAAAAGCGAAAACAACUGGAUGCACGUGAACCAUGCUGGACCGUCCGUCUGUCCGUCUGUCUGUCUUGGAAGGCUAAGAAAAGCCCAGAGUGGCCAGAGGUGCCCAGAAGCUCAUGGAGCGCAGAGUGAACAGCAGGUGCUACUUGACUUAGGCCCGGGCGUGAGCCAGGGGCGGGCAGGAGCACAAGAACGCGGUGUCAUGUUCCCGUAAGGCACAGCUGAAGGGGGGCUGCUGGCCACGGUGGGGUCAGUGGGCCAGAAGGGCCCGAGCCUCCCCGUCUCCCCACGCCGUCCUCAGUGUUUGGUCCUCAGGGGGUCUCACCCCAGCAGAGUAGGGGGUGUGGGCCAGGGCUGCAAAGGGGGUGACCUCAGCCCCUGGAGGAGGAGGAAGAAGAGACUUCACCCAUCAGUGUCACAAUCUGUGUUGAGCUCAUCCUGGUUUGCCUCCCCGCCUCUCCCACAUGUUUGCCCCUGUGUAUUUAUAGCUUUUCAGGACUCCCAGAAAUCCCAGUUGGAGAGGUUUGCUCUCGCACCCAAGCCUCUGUGUUGGAAAACCAAAGCGUGACCACUGGACAGUCCGAAGGCCUUUUCUACCCCAAAUGCAGAGUCCUCCAGAAGCCUCCCCAGCUCCAGGUGCCAGGCCGGCCUUGGCCCCCACACGCCGUUCACCCAGCACGGGAAGCCGGAGCGGAGGACGCCCCGGCAGUGGGGUCACCCAGGACCGAGUUCUUCCCCUUCCCGCCCACUUGUCCGUGGGCCACCAAAGAGCUCGGACAGCGGUGCUGAGACGAGGAGGCUCGAGUCGGGGCUGCAGAGGACUCGGCUCCCCUUGGGGUUUGGCACGCGCCGCCAUCGCGCAGAUCCUCCGAACCCUUCCCUGCCAGCUUCCGUGUAGGUCAGAAGCCGGGAUCAGAGCCGCGCCCUCCGUCCUCCUGACGGCAGGCCUUGUUCCCUCCCGGCAAGGACGGUCUGAGCGGCGCCGGGGCUGUCGGAUCACUGUGAGCCCGGCCCCGACACGUCCUCCCGGGCGCCCGUGGCUGGGUCGGUCUAAGCGCGGGCGCCGUGUCGCGGCGAGCUCGGCGCUCCGUGUGGACUGAACAAGCAGAUGUGCCCUUAAUAGCCAGGGGAUUGUCCACGUGUCUCUGGCUGCACUGAUUUUUUUUUUCCCAGAGUUUGCCUUUCUGAUUAAUCUACAGUAAAGAACAUGGAACUCGGCCCAUCCCAGUUCAGUAAACUCUUGUUCAGCUCUUUGGAGAGGUUCCACCGAUGAAGACAUUUCCUGUGGACUUUGUCAUGUUGGUCUUCUCCCUGCUUUAAAUAGGGGGGUCCUCGGGUCCCAGAAGCAAAGUGGUAGAAAGCCAUCGGUGGAGAUUGGGGGGGAGGGGGAGGCAGUCGGUUCGCUCUCCAUCGGUAGACUAGAGACAGACGGCCAAGAGCUCGGCUUCCCUUCCAGGAGGGCCGGGGCUUCGGGCCUUCCCUGGAUGGGAGGACAUGGCCCUGAACCUGCUCCGUGGCUUGUCCUGGGGAGAGAACAGAAAGACGGCUUCCCGCUGAUCCUGGGGGGAAGGUGACCUGGAAUUGUCAGCUGACCAAUACGAGGCAGGAAGCUGCUUGGCCAGGGGAGACUGAAAAGGGGAGACGUCCAUUGCCGGCACUUGGUCUUGAGAGGAAAGGGGUUUCACCCGGUGCGUCAGACCAAGCUAAACCUACUGUAGAUAAGGCUGUGAUGAUGUACAAUUCCAAUAUCAAACGUAGUGAACAGUGAAAUGUUGCAGGGGUGGGGUGGGGGGGACUUAGUAAAAUAUUUUUUUGAGAAAUAAACUAAUGACUUUA